AUGAAUUUGAUAUUCUCCUCUGCAAUAGCGACGUAUAGAUGUUUCAGCUCUAAGGCAGCAGCUGGGAAAAACAGACAUUUGGCUCAAAGGGCCAUGAGCAGCAAGAAGGAUUCUUCUAGCAAUGAAUCUUCAUCUUCUAAGCCGCCUAAUAAGAGGACUAGAGUAAAAUGGACUGUGCAACAGUCACAAGUUUUGGAUGCCAUUUCUGCUGGGAAGUCAGUUUUUGUUACUGGGUCAGCAGGAACUGGUAAAACCUUUCUGAUCCAGCAUAUCAUCCGGAAGCUCCGAAGAAUUCAUGGGCGAUCUCGGGUUUAUGUCACUGCUUCUACUGGUGUUUCAGCUUGCGCCCUGAACGGGUACACCCUUCAUUCUUUUGCUGGCAUUGGGCUGGGUGAGGCUACAGCUGAAGAAUUACUACACAAGGUUUGUUCCAAUCAGAGGGCGUGCCACAGAUGGAAAAUGGUCCAGGCUUUGAUUAUUGAUGAAAUUAGCUUGAUAAGUGGAGAAUUGUAUGAUAAACUUGAGUUCAUUGCGCGCAAGAUACGAAGUAGUAUAAAUGGAUCUGAUGAGGAGAUGGUUUGGGGUGGUAUUCAAGUAGUUGCGAGUGGAGAUUUCUUUCAAUUACCACCUAUCUUUAAUAAGAAGACACAGAAAUUUGCUUUUGAAGCUUCUAUAUGGAAUCUGAGCUUUGACACUCAGAUUGAUCUUACUACAGUUUUUAGGCAAUCAGAUCCUCAGCUUGUAAAACUUUUACAGGGAAUAAGGAAAGGGGAAUAUGAUUUCGAGGACUUAAAUCUAUUGAAAAAUCAUUGCUCAAAAUUGGAGCCUGAUCCUUUAGCUGUAAAGCUCUAUCCAAGGAAUGAUGAUGUAUAUAUAGUAAACAAAAAACACCUAGAUAGCUUACAUCAGGAUCUUAUUGGUUAUCGAGCUGUUGACAGUGGUGAGGACAGUUGGAAACAACAGCUAAAGCUGGGAAUAGCACCUGAUUUUCUUGAACUCUGUGUAGGCGCAAGGGUGAUGUUGACAAAGAACUUGGAUGCUCGGCACAAACUUGUGAAUGGUGCUGCUGGUACUGUUAUUGGUUUUGAAUCGGUUAAUGGUACUGAUAAAACAUUUGGCACUAACUGGUUACCUAUAGUGAAAUUUGACUUUCAACCAGAAAAACUUAUUAUUGGUCCAGAAACAUGGUCUAUAAUGGAUGGUGAGGAAGUUGUUGCCGUAAGAAAACAGAUUCCCCUCAUACUAGCAUGGGCUCUAAGCAUCCACAAAUGUCAAGGGAUGACUCUAGACUGCCUUUAUACAGAUCUCAACCGAGCUUUCGGCUAUGGGAUGGUUUAUGUGGCACUUUCACGUGUGAAAAGCUUGGAAGGUCUUCAUUUGUCAAGUUUCAAUCCUAAUAUGAUAAAGGUGCACCCGAAAGGCACCAACCCAACUGAAUUUAUACUAGCAUGGGCUCUAAGCAUCCACAAAUGUCAAGGGAUGACUCUAAACUGCCUUUAUACAGAUCUCAACCGAGCUUUUGGCUAUGGGAUGGUUUAUGUGGCACUUUCACGUGCGAAAAGGUUGGAAGGUCUUCAUUUGCCAAGUUUCAAUCCUAAUAUGAUAAAGGGCACCAACCCAACUGAAUUGGUGACUACAGGAUGA
This is a messenger RNA of Ipomoea triloba (trilobed morning glory), 1644 nucleotides long. RefSeq names its product ATP-dependent DNA helicase PIF1-like. The transcript has 3 exons. Gene Ontology annotation, biological process: DNA repair; telomere maintenance. The coding region runs from base 1 to 1644 and encodes 547 amino acids. The record is from RefSeq and is a predicted model, not a curated record. Gene Ontology annotation, molecular function: ATP hydrolysis activity; DNA helicase activity. Lineage: Eukaryota; Viridiplantae; Streptophyta; Magnoliopsida; Solanales; Convolvulaceae.